This is a messenger RNA of Paramecium sonneborni, 1438 nucleotides long. Lineage: Eukaryota; Ciliophora; Oligohymenophorea; Peniculida; Parameciidae. The record is from the annotation of a GenBank genome assembly.
UAAAAACAUUAUUAUUUGAAUGUUAUUAAUUGUUAUUCUUAUUAGUUAAGCAUUUGGAGACUAAUUAAUAUUAUCAUAAAUAUUAUGGAGACAUGGUGCUCGUACUCCUCUUCAUUGUAAUUGGAAAUGCAAAGAAUUUGAAAAAGAGGGAAUGUUAAAUGGAUAUUUGACACCAACAGGAAUGAGGCAACAUUAUGUUUUAGGUUAAUGGUUAAGAAAGAGAUAUAUUGAAGAUUUGAAACUUUUGAGUUCGAUUUAUGAUGAAUCUGAAAUAUAUAUUGAGAGUACAGAUGUAAAUAGAACAAUAAUGAGUGCAUUAAGCAAUUUAUAAGGAUUAUACCCAAUAGGAACAGGUCCAAAAGUUAAUCCAAAUUUGAAUCAUUCUUAUUUACUUCCACCAAAUAAAAUUGAAUUUGAAGAUUUUGGAAAUGAAGCUAUCCCAGGAUUUCUAUAAGUAGUUCCAGUACAUGUAAGAGAAAAGAAGGCAGAUAUAUAUCUAAGAGGAUAUGAUGCUAUAGCAUGUCCUAGAAAUGAAGAAAUAAUAAACAAUAAUGUCAAUUCUAUAUUAUAUCAUGAAAUUAAUAAUAAGUCGAAGCCUUUAAUCUAAGAUUUUGCAGAAUAGAUAGGAAUCGAUGCAUCAUUAUUAGUAUAUAUAAGAAUAUCAUUUAGAAUAUUACAGAUUUAUAUGAAUAUCAGGACACUUUCGAUUCUUGCCAAUUCAAUGGAUAUCAAAUGCCAAAUUUAAAAGAAACAACUAAAUAUUAGAUGAAACUUCUUCAAUAUUUGUAUUUCUCUCUUGAACAUAACAUAGAUUUUGAGUAAUUCAAUUCAUUUAUUCAUUCUAGUUAAGCUCGUCUUUUGGCAACUCCAUUUUUUACUAAAGUAUUAGAAAAUAUGGAUAAUGUAGCCAAAAAUUAAACUAAACAUAAAUUUAGAAUCUUUUCUGCUCAUGAUACUACUGUCGAAUUAAUUUUAAAUGCUCUUAAUUUAACAACUGUUGAAUGCUUAAAAUAAGUAUAUUUCAAAGAGGAAGUUAAAAAUAAAAAUUGUAUUUAUACCUUCCCAGGUUAUGCCAGCAAUAUUAUAUUUGAAUUAUAUAGAAAGUCUGCCUAAUAUGAUUAGUAUUAUGUUUAAGUAUUGUAUAAUGGAACUUUAAUGCCAAUUUGUGGUAAUUAGUAUAAAUGCGAUUAUCAAGAAUUUGUAGAUAUUAUCGAAUUUUAAAAUGUGAAAAAUUAUGAAGAUGAAUGUUGGAUUGUAAUUAUUGAUUUUUUUAUUUUAGACUCCAAAAAGUGAAUAAUAAAUAGCAACUUGGUUAGUUGUGACUAUAAGUGUAGCAUUAACUUUAUUGCUCAUGUUUUCUCUUUGCAUUAUUUAUUUAUUAAUAAGAUAGAGAAGAUUGGACUUGUAUUCAAAAGGAGUUUAAUAAUUUGAGGCUUGA